AUGACCGAAGCCCCACACAGCCCGCUGUCGUCAUUAUCCGGACUGUGUGUCGCCCGUCUCGCUGCUGGUGCUCCUCAGCGCGCGUUGCUCAGCAUUCUACGUCGUUUACCGGAAGAACUGGUACUGAAGCUGCUGGCCGAUAUGAUCGCGUCCAAGACGCUAACGGACGACCGCCUGGCCGCUUUUUUCAUGAUCUCACGUCGCGUGCUCAACCUGUCGGGCUGUUGCUCGAUCCGGAACUCCAUUUUACGUCAAAUUCCCUUCCGCUGUCCGGAUCUGCGCUGCUUGGAUCUGUCUAAUUGCCCUCAAGUGACCAACACGGUGAUUCGCGCCGUGUUGCAGGGAUGCUCCAGUUUACAGACGCUCCAGCUCGCUGGAUGUCGCCACAUUACCGACGCUGCAUUUCAGCCGGACCACUCGCCCUUUUACGCGCUGCACGCGUGUACGUCGCUGAAAGUCGUGAGCUUCGCGCGCUGCUCCCAGCUGACGAAGGAUCUCGUGCUCUUCUUGAUUAAAGCUUGUCGGUCACUGACUGACAUUGACUUUUCGCACUGCAAGCACAUUCGUGACGAUGCAAUUCACCUGUUGCUUCGCUCCGCGACUGACCUGCAACGACUGAACUUAUCGUUUAUGGACAUCUCGGAUAGUGCAUUCACGACAGAGCCGUCGGACCAGCGCAAUGGAUUUAACGCCAUGGGCCGAGCUUUAAGUGCCAUUGACCUCACCCGAAGCAACAUCACUGAUGCCACGCUGUUUGCACUGGCCAAGCACUGCCCGCUCCUUGAUGACGUCAAGCUCAGCAGCUGCAGCAGAAUUACGGACGUGGGCAUCGAAGCGCUUGUGCGCUCAUGCAGACGUUUACGCAAGUUGGACUUGACGAAUUGUGCGCUGAUUACUGAUCGUGGCGCUGGCAUGCUUGGAGUUUAUGGCCAGCGAUUGGAAUAUCUAAACCUCUCGUGGUGCAUGAACAUCACUGACAAGAGCGUCGUGGAUAUCGCUCGUGGCUGUGAACAGCUCGAGGAAGUGCAGCUGAUGUGGUGUACGCAGCUCACGGAUGCUUCAAUCGACGCGUUCCUUCCCGAAGCGAUGUCAACAUCAGAAAGGGUGACGGGAGGGAUACGGUUGAAGCUUCAUCUCUGCGGGUGCAAAUGGAUUAGUGCUGCGUGUACAGAAAAUGCUCGCAAGCACGGACUGGAGAUCGUCACAGCAUCCUGA
This is a messenger RNA of Peronospora matthiolae, 1215 nucleotides long. The record is from the annotation of a GenBank genome assembly. Lineage: Eukaryota; Oomycota; Peronosporomycetes; Peronosporales; Peronosporaceae.